AUGUAUACAACCUAGCUUUAGGAUUGGGUGGGGAUGUGCUGUAUUCGAGGGAUGACUGAACUGCAUUUUAGUUUUGAAAAUGUGACUCACGAGGAGGAGGAGGAGGAAGAUGAAGAGUAGUAGGAGGAAAUGAGGUGGCAAAGGAGGAGGAGGAGGAGGAGGAGAUGGAGGAGGAGGAUGGAGAGGCGAUGGAGGAGGACAAAGAGGAAGAGGAGGACAAGGCGGAAGACGAAGAGGAAAACGAGGAAGAAAACGAGGAGGAAAACGAGGAGGAAAACGAGGAGGAAAAUGAGGAGGAAAACGAGGAGGAAAAGGAUGGGGCGGACGAGGAAGAGGAGGAGGAGGAAGAGGAGGAAGAGGAGGAAGAGGAGGAGGAGGAGGAGGAAGAGGAGGAAGAGGAAGAAGAGGAGGAAGAUGAGGAAGAGGAGGAGGAGGAGGAGGAAGAAGAAGAGGAGGAGGAGGAGGAAGAUGAGGAGGAAGAGGAGGAGGAAGACGAAGAAUAGGAGGAGGAGAAAGAGGAGAUGAUGACGAAAGGGAGGAGGAUGAAGAAGAGAUUCGAAGGAGGAGGAGAGGAGGAGAGGAGGAGGGAGGGGGCCAGCGAGGAGGAGGACAAAGGGGGGUCGGGGGGGGGAGAGGGCGCCGAGUCAGGGGAGCGAGAGGCAGAUUGUCUCGCCUCAACCCCCCCUCACCCGCUGAGCAGCCCCCUAACCAACUUUUUCUUUUUUUUCCCUAAAUUAAUCAAUCAAUCAAUCAAUCAAUCAAUCAAUCAAUCAAUCAAACAAACAAACAAUC
Messenger RNA from Chara braunii, 792 nucleotides. The record is from the annotation of a GenBank genome assembly. NCBI's taxonomy places the organism in Eukaryota, Viridiplantae, Streptophyta, Charophyceae, Charales, Characeae.